Chrysemys picta bellii (western painted turtle) is the source of this 7187-nucleotide messenger RNA. RefSeq names its product RAB11 family interacting protein 3 (gene RAB11FIP3). Gene Ontology annotation, cellular component: cleavage furrow; recycling endosome membrane; midbody. Gene Ontology annotation, biological process: endocytic recycling; regulation of cytokinesis. Gene Ontology annotation, molecular function: calcium ion binding. Lineage: Eukaryota; Metazoa; Chordata; Testudines; Emydidae. The record is from RefSeq and is a predicted model, not a curated record.
GGGUAGGGCUGGAUUGAGCGAUUCACGGUGAACGGGCAGUGCUGGUGUUAAACGGGCGGGCGGGCGGCGGGUUUGUUUCACGGCGCCACCGACCUGCCUCUUUCUCAGGCUUGGGAGAAACCAUCAAAAAGAAUCUCAGCUAGGGAAGGGGCGCACAGACACACACAGCUACCCCCCAGCCCAGAGCCCCGCGGGUGACCACACGGACACACACAGCUCCCCACGCCAGCAGGCCUGGGACGCCCGCUCGGAGGCGAACACAGUCCCGCCCCUGUCGCCGGGAGCGGGAGGAGCCUAAGCCCGGAGAAACAAAGCCCUCCCCGGGCUGCAGGCGGAGCCAGGCCGGCCAGCGCGGAGAUCGGCCCGCCCAGCCGGCUGCCAGAGCAGAGGCUGUAGCCAGCCGCAGGCGGGAGCCCUCGGAGCUGGGGAGCAGGACCCCUAGCGCCCCCGCACUCUCCCCGGCCGCCGGGGGAGCCCAGGUCCCGAAGUAGCUCGAAGGGCGCAGCCUGUGCUCCGGGCCACAAGAAGGGCCGGGAGCACAGCCCGGUGCUGCAGCACAGCCCGCCUCUGCCCCCGUUAGCCCGGGGAUGCCGGAGCAGCAGGUCCUCCGUGAGCUGGUGGCUUAGCAGCACCAUCCUUUGCAGGGGGCGCCGCCGGUUCUUUGGCGGGGGCAGCCCUGGGGUGCGGGCUGAGCCCGGGCUGCAGGCUUUGUCGGACAGCCAUCAAGGCGCCUUCGAUUCGUGCGUGGCUGCGAUUGUCUUUUCCUCCCCAUUGGGAUUCCUUUAGCUGCUGCCCCGCCGCCGCCGCCUCCUGGGAUGUGAGGCCGGAGGGAUGGAGAAGAUGGAUGCAGGCAAAUGGCAGCAGCGCAUCUCCCGUUUGCAGAGGAGGCUCCCAGGAGCCGCAGCAAUGCAGCGGUUCUGUGGUGGGCUCUCCGGGAGACCCGAGCUCUGCCGCGGGGAGACGGCAGGGCAGUGAUCGCUCACAAACCCAGCCCUUUGUGUCUAGGAGGGUCUGAGCAGCCGCUGUGAUUUGUAUUAAAUUCUUUUUUUUCUGAUGAAAAUGGAGCCGGAUUUGUUAAUGACUCUCUCAGACCCAGGGAGCAAAUCGGAGCGGGCAUCGCUGCUGACUCUGUUUGCCGAGCAGAAUGGGGGGUAUCUCAUCAUGGAGCAGAGAGGGCAGCUGCCUAGCCCAGACCUGGUACUGGUCCCCAGGGAGACGCCCCCGGACGCCCCUUUGUUCCUGGGGCCCUCUUUACAAGAGAUGGAGAGCGGGCCAGUGGUGCUAGAGCAGGUUUUGGGGGAGAUGAAGCUAUCCGGGCUAGAUCCUACGCUGUUCUCAGAUAGGCCCAUUGAGUAUUUAUACCGCAUGGAAAAGCAGGAGAACGGCCUCUUGGACCAAGACACGACCGACCCAAUCAGCGACCUGGAACAAGAGUCAGGUGCAGGUGAUAAUCAUCAUGGUUGCCCCCAGAGUGAUUUUGAUUUGAACCUUUCUCUGGUGCAGGGUGCACUGGCCUCUGCUCAGAUCACAGAUUUGGAGGAGCAGUUCUUCUCUCUUGUGCUGGACCAGGCUGUUUCUUCUCCUUUUCGGGAUUUACAACUCAGGAGUACUGGGCUAAGUCCAGAGGAUUCAAACAAGGCAGAAAGCUUUCCUGAAAGUAGCAAAAUCCUGCAAGCAGAAGGGGAGUUUUACUUAGGAAUGGAGACCUCCCAGGAGGAGAACCACUCUGAAGGACUCACUCCCACUUCCCCUUGGACUAAAGACACAGAAGAUUACAUAUCCCAAAGCUGCCAGGAGCCACUUUCCUUAAGUACCCAGGAUUUGUCCCAGAUUGACAAGGAGAUGGACCUCUUCCCCACUUUCCAUUCCUCUAGCAACCUGAGCCAGCCCCCGGAGUUUGCCCAGCCUGAUUCCAUAACUAAUGACUCUCCAGGCUGUCAAGAAGAGGAGCCCCGUCUCCGAGCUGUGUUUGAUGCCCUAGACCGAGAUGGGGAUGGCUUUGUGCGGAUAGAGGAGUUUGUUCAGUUUGCUACAGUUUAUGGCGCAGAACAGGUGAAGGACCUAACAAAAUAUCUAGACCCCAGUGGACUUGGAGUAAUCAGCUUUGAAGACUUCUAUAGGGGAAUCAGUGCUAUCAGAAAUGGAGAUUCUGACAGCCAGUUGUAUGAGAUGGGGUAUACCCAUGAGGAGGAACCUUCUGUCUGUCCUGAUGAGUUUGAUGACUUCGUCACGUUUGAGGCAAAUGAGGUGACUGACAGCGCCUACAUGGGCUCAGAGAGCACUUACAGCGAGUGUGAAACCUUCACAGAUGAGGACACUGGCACGCUGGUACAUCCCGAGAUGCACGAUGAAGUAGAAACGGACAGUGCUAUUGAUUCCACGGUGCACUCAGAGUUCACCGAUCCUAUAGAGGAUCCAGAGAAUGGAUCCCAUCCACAGGACCUGCCCUUGAGCUCAGACCUCAACAAUCACUCCAUCGUUACCGUAAUUAGUGGGGAGGAGCACUUCGAGGAUUAUGGAGAAGGGAAUGAAGCAGAUUUGUUCUCAGACAGCCUGUGUAACGGAGAAACCAGCUUUAGCAGCUCCUCUUUCCUUUCUCCCAGCGUCAACCCGCUCAUUGCGAAACUGCACAGCAUUAUCACUGAUGAGGCAUUUGAGUUUUACUGUAGCCAGUGCCACAAACAAAUCAACCGCCUCGAGGAUCUUUCUGCUCGCCUGAAUGAUCUUGAAAUGAAUAGUCCAAAUAAAAGACUCUCAAGCAAGAAGGUAGCAAGGCACUUACAUCAGACGGGCACCCUGACUGCGGAUGCUAUGGAAGAACCUUUCUAUGACCACAUGGAGUGUGCGGAUGAGGACAUCACUGACAAGGUCGUCUUCCUGGAGAAGAGGGUAACAGAGCUGGAAAAGGACACAGCUGCAAAUGGAGAGCAGCACAGUCGGUUAAAACAUGAAAACCUGCAGCUGGUGCACAGAGCUAAUGCCCUGGAGGAACAGCUGAAGGAGCAAGAGUUGAAAGCAGAUGAGACGCUCCUAGAGGAAAUCAGAAAACAAAGAGAGCUCCUGACCAGGAUGGAGAGAGAGAAGAGUAUUGAGAUUGAGAAUCUGCAAGCCAGACUGCAGCAGCUGGAGGACGAGAACAGCGAGCUGAGAUCCUGCGUCCCUUGUCUGAAAGCCAGUAUCGAGAGGCUGGAGGAGGAGAAGCAGAAGUUGAUAGAUGAGAUAGAAGACCUCACUGCUCAAUUCAAUGAGGAGCAGGAAAGCAAGAGAAAAAUGGGAGACAAACUGACCCAGGAGAGACACCAAUUCCAGAAGGAGAAGGAGUCCACUCAAGAGCUGAUUGAGGACCUCCGAAAGCAGCUGGAGCACCUGCAGCUGUUCAAACUUGAAGCGGAGCAGCGAAGAGGCAGAAGCAGCAGCGUGGGUCUCCAAGAGUACAAUAGCAGGACACGGGAGACGGAGCUGGAGCAAGAGAUUAGGCGGCUCAAGCAGGAUAACCGCAAUCUGAAAGAACAAAAUGACGAACUGAAUGGACAGAUUAUAAACCUUAGCAUUCAGGGAGCCAAGAACCUCUUCUCAGCUUCCUUCUCCGAGUCCCUGGCUGCAGAAAUCAGCUCGGUCUCCAGAGAUGAGCUCAUGGAGGCAAUUCAAAAGCAGGAGGAGAUUAACUUCCGCCUGCAAGACUACAUUGACAGGAUCAUUGUGGCCAUCAUGGAAACCAACCCAUCCAUCCUGGAAGUCAAGUAAAGGAAGCCGAAAGCUGCAGACUGUGUGCUGCUGAUCUGGGGUGGACUUGGCACACUGAGAGGCAAAGGAGAGACUUAGGAUGUCUUUGAUCUCCAUGAAGGCACAUGAAGUGUCACUUCAGAUCACUGGGUGAAUUAAUCCAGUGCCCGGGGAAAAAGAAAACCAGCAACAAAGCUUUGUUGUUGGAUUCUCUUUCAAGACCCUUGCUGGCUUUAAGGGGUGAAAGGGAAUCUGGAGAAUAAAUGGAGCAAAACGUGGAGUGGGAGGGGGGAAGGAAAGGACCUGCCUCCCUGUCGAUGGAACAUAUCAAACAGUGGGGCUGACAAAUGCUAACUGGAACUGUUGCAAUAUGUAACCCUGAAAUCCCUUUUGGCGCAUGGGUGGGGAAUAGGUCUAAGGAGUUAAGCAAAAUACAGGGCCAUGUAUAGAUUCAUUCUGCUGAAACUUUAAUGAAAAGAGAAUAAUAGUGGGGUGGAGAAGUUAGUUGAUUGACUUCUGAGAUAAUUUCCUGCCCUCCCCUGCACAGCCCAGAAAUCUGCUUUGCCAAAGUGCCCAGGACACCCUUACUGAGGCAGAUUUGUGAAUAAGAAAUGUUCGUUCCACGCCCGUAGAAUGUUUUUGAACUUAGUGCAAAGUUCGUCCCUCAGUCUGCACAACUAGCACCAUCUCACACCCCCUCUUCCUGGGGGUUGCAGGCAGGAACCCUAGAUGACUUCUCUCCAUUUAGUGGGUGGAAGGAAGGGGGCAGGGGAAUGGCCAUCUUUGAUAUGGGGGUGUAACUGGAGUUCGACACGUGCCUCGGCAUUUGUAUUUUUGUUCUCUGGCUUGGUAACAUUUUACACAUAUGGCAUCUUCUUUAAAUUCACUGUUCAUCUGGCUCCAUUCCUCGCACAAUACAGAGGGGUGGCUUUCUUCAGCACUCCCCAUUCCUCUUCUGUGGCAUGCUCCUUCAGCAUCAGAUGUUAGCACUUCUCUAUCAAACCAUGGGACCUGAGUUGGACAGGACUGCAGUAAGGUAGCAAUCAGUGGGAGGGGUGAAAGCCACACAGCUGUAGAUGGAAGGACAGCGGCUCCCUAUCCUGCUGUUUCCUUGAGCGAGUGAAGGAAGGGCUGUGAUUUCUUCAUGGUUAAUUAGCAUGCUUUGGAGCCAGCCUGGUAGCUGUUAUGUCCUCCUCACUUCUGCUGUAUGGCCCACAGUACCCAUGUAGCCGUAGUAGUGCUCAGCCAUAAGUGGGCACGCAGCUGUUCAGGCUGGUCCCCUAGUGGUGCAACAGAGUAAGUUCUAGCAGAGGGGACCAACAUGAACCGUUCACACGCUUGUUUCGAGAGCCAAGGACCUCCGCCAUCGUCCCCUAUGUGCACGAAUGCCAGUGUUACCAUGAAGUGUAUUGCAAUGAUCCAGUCAGAGGUGGGCUCUGCUGAUGAUACUGCAGCACUGGAGGUAGAGCCCUUUCCAUGCCCGGGUUCUCCCCAUUCUUGUGCUGCGAUGCACUUGGCUUGCUAUCACAUUCAUUGAGUAGCUUAGUGGCUCUAAACCAGGGACCGGCGGCUGCUGUUUUGAUUUCUUAGACGACCGAGGCCACCUGCAGUGUAGUGAUUACAACUGAGUCUUAUACCCCAGUGAAGGUGGUGCUCGGAAGCUAAGGGGUACAAUUGACUGGAGGCUGAAAUCGAAGGCCUCUGGGAAACAAAAACCAUAUUAACUUCAGACCCAUUCAGGCUAGUGUGAAAUGCAUUUUAAAAGUCUUGUACAAUGCAUCUGGUUUAAUGAAUUUUAAAACCUAUACAAUGCAUCAUUCAAUAAGUAAAAACAGUCAUUGAUUAAAAAUGCCUGUUCCCCUCGGGCUACCAGAACAACCUUCAGGCUAGCACAUACCCAAAUGAUCCAACUUCCUUGGCUUUGAUUUUGAUUUCUGUAACUGAAAGGCGGCCUGGUUCCAGGCAUAGUUGGCAUGUUGAAUAUACAGUAGAUUUCUAUUUUAAAGGGGGGUGAUUUCAUUUUUAAAUCACCUGGUUAGCUUUCAGAAGGGCCCUGUUAGCCAGGCUGAAUCCCAAAUUUGUACAAAAUAUGGAAAAUCCCAGUGCAUUGGUCUGCACUGGAACAUCCUAAAUGUGCUCAUCGGACUGGGUCAUCUGAGCUGCUAGUCCAGCUGCUUACCAGGGAAACCAGAUCCAAAUCCUCCCUCUGCUGAGAGUUGGAGAGCGAUAAACACCACAGCCCCUUCGCUUCCCUAAAAUCCCCUUUAGGCCAUCACAACUACUGAGCUGGCAACUCUCCUUUAUUUUAUUCCAUGUCUGGAAAGUAAAAGCCCUUGGUCCCAGAUGGCUUUUUCCAGGGCAUAAGAAAUUGCAUAACUGGAUUCAUGCAGACCCAAAGGAUGAUUCUAAUGUGGGUGAAGAGCCUGUGUGAGUGAGAAUAGCUGGGGGAUCCCAAAAACACCCAGUGGUGCUGACAGUCCCUGUCUUUCCCACUGUAAUGGAGAGAUGGUUUCACGGGAUGCCUGUGCAAAAUGUCCAUCUUCAUACGGGUUUGCCUUCUAUUAAGUCUUUAACCCAGACUUACCCAGUUUUCAUUUGAAAACUAAAGUAAGAGAAAAAGCGACUCCAGGGACAGAUGGCAGCAGGUCACUGCUUUCAACUCCAUCUCCCCCAUGCAGGGUCUGGAGCUCCAGUCUCAUUGGGAUGUUCGAGAUGUCCCCAGUCGCAUUCUGUGAACACACAAUGCCCUUGGUCUUGUCUUUUGUAAUAACUGCUGAGAGAGAUGAGACAACCUGCCUUCCAGCGAGGGCUGCGUUUUCUCUUCCCUGGACACCUGAGCAAUGAGCCAUCAUCUUCCUUCUCCCUCCCCACAUCCUUGUAUAGCAUCUCCCAGCAAGCCAAGAGCUCCUGCUCAUUCAUUCUCUAAGCUGUCCCCUUGUGGACCUUUUCCCUCCCUGAGCCUGCGGGAAGAAGCCACGUAAUGUACGUUUCCAGAGUAGCUUUGGGUGUAAAUCGGUGUAUACUUUGAGAGGGAAAUUUUUCUAUCUUGUAGAGUAGGUAUUUUUUAUAGAAUGGAGGUUGAUCAAUUUUUUUAAUACUUUAAAGAAGAGAGAAAUGUAUCUGUGUAUACACAUAAAUAUAUAUAUAUAUAUAUGUAUAAAUAUAUAAAUAUCGGAGAUCUGCCUUUCUCAACUUGGGAUCGUGUAUCCCCAGUUAACACAUUUUUUUUCUGUUGAUCACUAAGAGGUACUGUAACUGUAAAUAAAUCAUCGGGAAAAGAGUUUUAAACAAAAAAAGAAGCACUGACUUGCACACUGAUCAUGCUUUAAGCCCCAAGGAAAAACUGUACUUCCUGACAAAAUUCCCCUCUCCCUGCUGGUAUGUGAAGGAAACUCCAAACAAGAAGCAAAACCAGUAUUGUCUGAACUGAUGUAUUCUUGUCAAAUUAAAAGCUGUUACCAUUA